CGAGCGCACAGCAGAUCACAGCUCACACCAUAUAACCCAAUUAUCGUUAUUGGGUAGAGUUAAGGGUUUGUGAAUUUCUAAUCAUCUUAGGGCGUAAAAGAGAUCUUGAAGCUCUCUGCUUGUGAAGUCAACAAUGGCACCUCUUCCUGGACCUUACUCUGGAACCAGCACCCUUGCUCUGGUGGCUCGUACUUCAGCCUUCACAUUUGGACUUGUCUAUGGUAGCAUGAAGCUCAAGUAUCUCAAGGUGGUGGGAAACUAUUUGAUAACCGCUCGUUGUGCAUAGCGCAAAUACAAGGGAUAUUUCUUCAAGAGUACCUGAUCCACUCCCAUGAGAUGAAUUUGGAUUCAGAAGCAGAAGGAGAUCCAUGGAUUUAUUAUCUCAUAGCCUGUAUGAUGUUGAUACAAACAGAACUAGAGGCCCAAAUUCAGUCUUAUGCUUUAGUGUGGAAGAUACAUAGAGCAGUUUGUUGGUUUAGGAUGCAAAUGUUUCUUUAUAUAAAAGACAGACCAUAGUGAAUACUUAUUUGCACCCCAUUGGCUCGCAGGAACUGAAUGGUAAGAGCUAGUUUCUUCCUCUCCAAGUAUGGUAGAUCCUGUUUUAUCUAUUUAUCUAGUCUGUCACCUUAUAUUAAAAGAGAAGUUUUACUGGAAAUGAUCUUUAUCUUUAUGAGUUGUCUAAUUUAGAUCCAUGGUGCAGUUGCUCAUUCAAUGCUACAUACUCAUCCCCACAACUUUCAUCUCACGUUCAAAAGAUGAAAGUUAUAGAGAUGAGUAUGGUGCAUUGGAUGUGUGGCCAUACCAUGGGUGAUGUUAGAAAUGAAAAGAUCUGGGAUAAGGUGGGAGGAGACCUCAGUAGAAGGCAAGAUGCAUGAAGCAAGGCUGAGAUGUUAAAAUGCUCUAGUGCGGAGGUGUGAGAGGUUGGCAAUAGAUGGUUUCAUGAGAGGUAAAAGUAGGUCGAAAAAGUAGUUGUGGGAGGUGAUUAGAUGGGACAUGGUGCGAUUUCAACUUAUAGAGGAUAUGACCUUAGAUAAGAGGUUUUGGAGGACAUGGAUUAGGGUGGGUGGUUAGUUGGUAGCAUAGUGUUAUCUCACCUAUCUUUCCAUACUAGUAGUUGCAGUACUAGUCAUGGAGUUUCUUGUCCUUCGAUGUUUGUUGUUUUAUUGCACUUCAAUUAUCGUAUUAUUUUGGUGUAUUUGAGUUUCUUCUUAGAAUGCUUUUGACAUCUUUUUUUUUCUAUCUUUUCUUCUUCUUUAAACUGAGGUAUUGGAAACUACCUCUCGUAGAGGUAAGGGAUCUGCAUACACCUACCCUUUCCCAUACCCCACUUGUGGUAUGGUAUUUUGUUGGUGGUUGGCUCAUUCUGAUGGACCUUCUUCAGGACACAUGAGCACCCAAAAUCCUUCAUCCAUCCACAUUGUGUGUUGGGAUGUGUUUGGAAUUUCUUUUCUAGUCAUCUAAU
Solanum lycopersicum (tomato) is the source of this 1462-nucleotide messenger RNA. NCBI's taxonomy places the organism in Eukaryota, Viridiplantae, Streptophyta, Magnoliopsida, Solanales, Solanaceae. The record is from RefSeq and is a predicted model, not a curated record.